AUGUCCGACUUCGAGGAUGAAAUGGACGUUGACGUCCCUCGCAAGGACAUUCAUUUCAGUGCAGACGGACAUGCUGGCAAGCAGAAACGGGUGGUGGCCGAUCUUCCAGUAGAGAUCGGUGACAGUCUGCCAUGGGUUGAGAAGUACCGCCCGAAUACCCUAGACGAUGUCUCUGGUCACCAAGAUAUCCUCGCAACCAUCAAUAGAUUUGUCGAGCACAAUAGGUUACCACAUUUAUUGCUAUACGGUCCACCAGGCACUGGCAAAACAUCCACAAUCCUGGCCCUUGCUCGUCAGAUAUAUGGAACCAAGAAUAUGCGUCAGAUGGUGCUCGAAUUGAAUGCAUCUGACGAUCGAGGAAUUGAUGUGGUCAGAGAACAAAUCAAGACAUUUGCCAGCACGAAACAGAUAUUCUCUUCAUCUACGCAACAAGCUGCGACAAGUACAAAGUCAGGUUUAACCGGUUUCAAGCUGAUCAUCCUGGACGAGGCCGAUGCUAUGACUUCAGCCGCUCAAAUGGCUCUUCGCCGCAUAAUGGAGAAGUACACAGCUAACACUCGAUUUUGUAUUAUUGCAAACUACACUCACAAGCUGUCGCCUGCUCUCCUUUCUCGAUGUACUCGCUUUCGAUUCUCCCCUCUAAAAGAAGUAGAUAUUCGUCGCAGUGUUGACGUGGUUGUUGCAAGAGAAAGUGUCAAUAUCGCACCGGAAGCUAUUGACUCCCUGGUAUCGCUUUCGAAAGGGGACAUGCGGAGAGCCUUGAAUGUGCUACAAGCUUGCCACGCUGGAUCUAGGCCGUUGCCUGUGAAAGGACAGCCGCCGUUGAAGGACUCAGAGAUAACAUACGAAUUGAUCACGAAUGACACGAUAUACAACUGUAUCGCGGCACCACAUCCGGAAGACAUUAGAACGAUCAUGACUACGUUACUAGAGACAGCAGACAUCACCUCCUGUCUAAACACUGUCAACGCUUUGAAGUCAAGUCGAGGUUUGGCGUUAGCAGAUAUUUUGACCAAUCUUGCAGACCAAUUGCAAGAGCUGGACGUCCCUGCUGCCACCCGAAUAACUUGGCUCGAAGGACUUGCGGAGAUUGAAUUCAGGCUCAGCGGUGGAGGCAGUGAAAGUGUACAGACAGGAGGUAUGGUCGGUGUUGUGAGAAACGGCGCUGAUCUUGCAGGAUCAAAGGGCUUGAAGGCUUAA
Lithohypha guttulata is the source of this 1200-nucleotide messenger RNA. RefSeq names its product Subunit of heteropentameric Replication factor C (RF-C) (gene RFC3). The coding region runs from base 1 to 1200 and encodes 399 amino acids. Gene Ontology annotation, cellular component: Ctf18 RFC-like complex; Rad17 RFC-like complex; DNA replication factor C complex. Gene Ontology annotation, molecular function: DNA clamp loader activity; ATP binding; ATP hydrolysis activity. NCBI's taxonomy places the organism in Eukaryota, Fungi, Ascomycota, Eurotiomycetes, Chaetothyriales, Trichomeriaceae. The record is from RefSeq and is a predicted model, not a curated record. Gene Ontology annotation, biological process: DNA repair; DNA-templated DNA replication. The transcript is spliced from 2 exons.